GCUUUUCUGCCGUUAACAGUCUGCCUGUACGGGUACAUCCGAGUUUCGCCUUCGUCCGUCACCACCGUUGUCGUUGUCGUCGUCGUGAUCGUGAUCGUGGCCGCCGUCCUUUGUCGUCGUUUGUCGUUUGACGUGUGUUAUAGUUACCAUGAAAAUGACAACUGCGACGUGACGCGAAAAUACCUCUAUGCAAAAACACGCGUAGCUACCUACUUAAAAAAAAUAAGAAAAACAAAAAUUCCGACGAAACAAAGAAGAGAAAAGAAAAGAAAAGAAAAGAGAAAAAAAGGAAAUCAGCUGAGCAUAACAGAGGUACCCAUAUAUACCCACCUACCGACCGACUAACUAAACAGCCAACCAAACAGGCAAGCAAGCGACCGACCGACACUUUUUCAUCGUGUUCGUCGUGUUUCACGCGUUCUUCGAGAGCUUUUGUUGCUGCGAAUUCGUAUACGAAAACGUAUACGUACACGUACGAGUACUUGUUCAGGUACAUACGCGUCAGAUAAUACUCGACAAAGCUGGAAACUGAAGCGGGUAAUCUGCAGCCGGAGCCGGACACGGACACGAUCGCGUGCAAAAUUCGAGAUGCGUUCGCCAAAGGCACGUGCUACUUGAAUUCGGUGGUCAGCUCGUUAUCAACGGCACCGUCGUCGCCGCCGCCGCCGCCGGCCACAUCCACCACAUCCAGCUCAUGCACCAGCGAGCCUGCUGCCGCUGCCACUGCCGCCGCCGCCGCCGAUGAUAGUAUGCCAACCGGAUCGCAACACAUUUCAGAAAAAUUACGACGUACAUUUCGCAAUUCGACAGGUUUGGGAUCGAUAACGGCGUUCUGAAAAUCAUGUCCGCUUCUACGAAAGACCUUAGACGAUCGCUUUAAGUUGUGGUGGUGGUGGUGGUGCAUGGUAAAGUAGGUACCUGCAGGCGUAUCGAGCACAAUUCGACGACGAGAUGAUCAGCAGCAGCUGCUGAAAGAAAUCUGCUGGUCGCGUCGGGCUCGAGUUGAAGCGCAAACGUAAGCGGCAGGUAAGCAGCUAAGCGGGUGAGCAGCUAAAGCAGCCAAGUACGUAGCACUUACUCGUAGCAGUUGCAAGAUGAACGUAUUCGUGGACGUUGUUCGAGCGCUGUGGGAUCGGGUGGGCACGAUGAAGGUGCCGAUCAUCAAUCUGGAGGUGACGGUGGUCAAAGACAUCGUGUGGGAGAAGAUUCAGGAGCCGACUUCGCAGCGCCGCCUCAUUCUGGUGAUCGUGUGCGUGGCGUUGCUGCUGGACAACAUGCUGUACAUGGUGAUCGUGCCCAUCAUACCGGACUAUCUGCGGUACGUGGGCGCGUGGGACGACGACGACGGCGUGCCGUACAACGUGACCAAGCCGGCCAAGCCGAUACCGCGAGCGCAUCACGGCGAAGACUCGGCCACCGGGCUGCUGUUCGCGUCCAAGGCCAUCGUGCAGCUGAUGAUCAAUCCGUUUUCGGGAGCGCUCAUCGAUCGCAUCGGCUACGACAUCCCCAUGAUGAUCGGCCUGUCCAUCAUGUUCAUGUCGACGGCGUUGUUCGCGUGCGGCCGCAGCUACGCGUUGCUGUUCUGCGCCCGCAGCCUGCAGGGCGUCGGAUCGGCGUUCGCCGACACGUCCGGCUUCGCCAUGAUCGCCGAUCGCUUCACCGAAGAGAACGAACGCUCCAAGGCGCUCGGCAUAGCGCUGGCCUUCAUCAGCUUCGGCUGCCUGUUCGCGCCGCCCUUUGGCGGCGCCCUCUACCAGUUCGCCGGCAAAGAGAUACCGUUCCUGAUACUGGCGCUGGUCUCGCUGCUCGACGGCUUCAUGCUGCUGCUGGUGAUGAAGCCGCUGAAGCAGCAGCUCAGCGAGCACAAGCACUUCGAAAAGGUCACCACCACGCCCAUCUGGAAGCUGUUCAUGGAUCCGGACAUCGCGGUCUGCGCCGGCGCCCUAAUGAUGUCGAACGUGGCGCUGGCCUUUCUCGAACCGACCAUCUCGAUCUGGAUGGAGGAGCACAUCACCACCGACAGCUGGAAGAUCGGCAUGAUCUGGUUGCCGGCCUUCUUUCCGCACGUGUUCGGCGUGAUGCUGACGGUGAAAAUGGCCCGCGAGUACGCCCAGUACCAGUGGCUGAUGGUCGGCCUGGGGCUGGCGCUCGAAGGCAUGUGCUGCUUCCUCAUCCCGUUCAGCACCUCGUACCAGAUGCUGAUGAUACCCAUCUGCGGCAUCUGCUUCGGCAUGGCGCUCGUCGACACCGCCAUACUGCCGACGCUCGGCUACAUCGUCGACGUGCGCUACGUCUCCGUCUACGGCAGCAUCUACGCCAUCGCCGACAUUUCGUACUCGUUCGCCUACGCCCUGGGUCCGGUCAUCGCCGGCGAGAUCGUCGCCGUCAUCGGAUUCACCUGCCUCAACGUGCUCAUCGCCUUCUCCAAUCUGCUCUACGCUCCCGUCUUGUAUCGGCUGCGCAACAUCUACGACUUUAAGCCCUUCCAAAACGAGGCCAACGUCCUGAUGUCGAAUCCGCCCGACAAGGAGUACCAAACGUACAUGAUGCAAGAACGGGGCUCCAAUUUGAACGCGACCGGCGGCAGCGCCAACAACGCCGCCGCCGCCGACGACACCGAGUCCAGAAACUUCUGGCAACAGCAAGCCAGCUAUCAAGAUGGCGGCUCCGGCGCCGCCGACACCUCGUUAAAUUACCAAGUACGCGAGACCAGCGUCGAUAGAGACGAUUACACGACGUCUUCGUACGCCAAUCGUUAAUCGCGCUCUCGCGUCUAUAACGUAAAAAAAAUAAACAAUUACCGUGCCGUGCCGUGCCGUGUCGUUUCGUGUCGUCUAUCCUACUAGUAACAUAAUUACGAGUAUGUUAAUGUACAUUAAUCGUAAGCGGGUAUCGUAUCGUAUCGUAUCGUAUCGUAUAUGUAGAUGAUGUACCACCAGUGAUCUUCGCAUUCGCUAUUAUCGUUAUCGUCAUCCAUAAAUCGUCGUAUACAUACAUCAUACAUAGUAUACCAUAUGUACUUAUACCUAUACCUAUACCUACCUAAUUACCUAUCUACUCGUGUAAAUCAGCAUACCUACAUAGUUAUUACCUACCUGUACACGUACCUGCGUAAAAUUAUACCUACUUUUAUAGACAUACCUACGUAAUGUCAUCUAACGUACGAGCGUUGAAGCCUUUUCGUACGUUACCUAGAACCUACCUACUUACGUAUAUGUACUUCGCAGGCGUAGUUUUUUGUUUUUUAGGUGUUUUUUUUUUUUUUUUUUUUUUACUGUGAUACUUACCUAUACUUGUAGGUCUAAUUGAAACACUCACACACGAGACUACUUCUUUGAGAACAACACAUCGAAUACCUACCUAUAUCAACUUGUUACAAAUUUUUUAGGUUGUGGAGCAACGCCCGCGCCCGCUAUCAAUAUAGUACAUAUAUGUACUUCUACCUACGUAUUUACAUCUACCUACCCAACUUCGUUAUACUUAUGUAUUUGUAUCCAGUCAUUUCUAAAAGCACACCUUACCCUAAUAUUACUCGCGGUAUUUACAUAUUUUCUCUACAUUUUUUACCACACGCGUUUAUUCGUAAAUGCAGUGCGAUUACCUACUUAGGUACCUACGAGUAAUACCUAGCAAGUACCUACUUACCUAUUGGCUAUUAGAUAGGCACUGAGCAGGUACUGGAAUACUAAUUUUCAACCAUCGAGCGCUUAGUGAAUAAUUUUUUACGAACAAAAUAUUCGAUGUCGAUGUAAUCCAUUAAUUAUUGUUACUUUGUACGUGUAUAUUUUGUUGGUACAAUAUUAUGUAAGUACGCAAAAUGUGUAGCCUAUUAUAUCUGUUUAAUCAGACAGUACCUACCAAUCGAUCGAUGGAUCGAUCAUUGCUUUUUAUAGACCGACCGACCGACCUACCUGCCUACCUAACGCGAUUAUUUAGCCAAUUUAGGUAUUCCACGAUUGAUUGAUUGAUUGUUUGUUUGUUUGUUUGUUUGUUUGUUUGUUUGUUACUUUUCUCACUUUUGAAAUCCUGUUGCGUAAUGUCAGUUAGAUUCGGACUCCAUAGACCUACUCGUACAUCAAUAGGGUGCUUACGUGUUUGAAAAUCAGCUUUGAAGGAGCCCCCGUACGUAAGAGACAGACGUAGAUUUUAAAAGAGGGGUCAUUUUUUCGCUCCCACCCGUACGUACUCGUAUUUACUCUGCUUCGUCUGGAAAAAUUGCUCAACCUCAAUUCCUCAAACGAUAUAGUGCCUACACCUACCCAGUCUAUUUGUGCGGUGCGGUGCGGUGAUUCUGCGUUAAAUUUGAGACUAUUUUUAGGGUUCUAUCGAUAGAGGGUUAAAAAUUUGCGUUUUGAAAAUACCUACAUAUUUUUUUCUCGAAUAGCUGCAGCGGGUAUGCCUAUGACGAUGGCGAUGGCGAUGGCGAUGGCGAUGGCGCACGCGAGUAAAUUACGAGUAAAAACCGCGAAUACUACCUAUGUAUAGUACAACUCGGCCAUUUUUCUCAUAGGUAAAGGCAGUGGCUGGCUACUGGCUAGAUCGGAAAAAACACGAUUUUUUUCUCAAAAUUCGCCUUUUUAAUGACCAAUGUCGCCAACUCGCCAUGUUUCCCCUCUGUGGACUGUGGUGUGGGGUGUGGGCGCUGGGCGCUGGGCGAUAAAUACGAGUACGUAGACAACUGAAAAGAAGUGUCUCUACGUACGCGACGACGAUGGCGAAAAAGUUGUCGCGAAACGUUUCGACGUUUCGACGUUGAAACGUUCCAACGUCGGAAACAACCCCUCGCACAGUACGGCCGUGGCCACCCCAAAAUAGCUGCAGAUGAUGGGUGUGGGUGUGGGGGCGGGGGCGGUGAGUUGGUGGUACUUUGUAGUGUUGCUAGCAAAGGCUUCAAAGUUGGCGUUCGCGUUCGCGUUCUCGUUCGCGUGGUGUGCGAUGAGCACGCUAUAUACGCUAUAUGGUACGCUAUACGGUACAUACAACUACGAGUACGUACGAGUAUUUCCAACUUUCGGUCCCAACAACUUGCAACGAGCGAGCCACGGUUUGGGUACAUUUUCAUCGUCGUACGGACCGAGUACGAGUAUUUCUCUGGCUCUCGCGCUCUUGCUCGCACUCGCACAAGCAGUCGAACCGAGCCAAGCCAAGCCAAGCCGAGCCGAAGUAUUCGUAGUUCGUAGUUUGUAGUCUGCUCGGCUGAAAAUCGAUAAAGUGCCCUAUAUAAUGAAAAGGCAAGAAUACGCGAGUAUAGCCGUGUUACCUGAAUUACUAUUCCCCUCGUUCGAGUUUACGCUUUAAUUUUUCAAAAGCUCUACAACACAUCGAUUUCUCUCUACCAUUUCAUCCUUCGCCCCUUCGCUCCUUCACUAUGCGCCUCGCCUCACCAUGCCAUUUGGCAUUUUACGGUCGUAGGCUAUUUUUCAUUUUUCUCAAACCUGUAAUUAUAAAAACUAAAAAGGUACCUACCUACCUACCUACCUACUCGUACUUCGGUAGUGUUACAGCAAACGCGAGACUUGUCUUUUCAGCCCCGAAUAAAACUUGAAUUUCCAAAUUAGAAUACGCGACGUACGAGUACACCAACGAAAAACCUGUUCAUACUCAACAUUCGAUACCCAUUACUCCAUUAGAUAUGUAUGUACAUACUAUGUACUCGUACUCGUACAUACGACUACGAGUAUACGUGUCUGUCUAUCUAAUCCGUCCGAGAGAUGCGCUAUGUACGUCGUACGAGUACACGAGUAGCCCAUUUGCCUGAAUACGAAUAGCAUAUACUUACGAGUAGUUAUAGGUACUCGUACGCUAUGGUACGAGUGCGAAAUUCGAACCGGAAUCGUUAAUCGUUUCGUCGAUCGUCGAUCGUCGAUCGUCGACAAAUUCUCCAAAUCAAAUCGAAAUAAGAAAUUCUCUUGGCCGCUCACGCCUCGCCUCGCCGCGACUCUCGCCUCUCGGUCUCGUCGCUUCUCGAUGAUUUUUCUUCUUCUUCCAUUUCUUACGGUCGUACUUUGUAAAAGCAAAGCAGCGAAAUCUUCGAGCUCAUAGCUCAUAGCUCAUCGAAUCAACGAUUCUGCAUCUGCACCUACCUAGUACAGUAUACGAGUACCUACCUACGUAAGAGUGUGCAUCAGUAUCCCGAAUGCAUACAAAUACAAUUCAAGGUAGCUAUAGCUACCUAUUUGUACGUACAAGUACAUAUAGGUAUAGGUAAUGUACGAGUAGGUAAGGUAACUGGGUAGGUAAUCGUUUAAAACGAAUUCUCUCAUCAUUACUCUUAAAGUCAUCGAACAAAUCAGAAAAUUAGACACUACUCAUAUAUAGUACUCGUAAGUAUGUAGGUAGGUACCUAAGGUAUAUAGAUAUACGAUGUAGAUGUAAGAGGUAUCUAAACGUAUACACGAGUAGGACCAAACCUAGCCUACCCUACCCUACCCUACCCUAUACCCUACGUAGACGUACACCGUACACCGUACACCGUACACGCAUGACGCAUCAUUCGGCUCUUAUCUGCAGGUUUACCCUCGUGCCAUGGUGGUGAUUUUUUUCUCUUGUUUCAAUUUUUUUCUACAUAGUUGUUUUGAUUGUUAUCGUUAUCGUAUCCUACGCGUACGAGUAUGCCAUAUCAGCCAUAUGGUAUUUAUAUAAUAUGUAUAGGUAUACAAUAUACAUACUCGUAUGUAUUAUUACCUAUUAUUGUUUUUGUUAUUUCUAUUUCAUUAAUUUAAUCGAUACGUUUUUCUCCUUAUUCGAGUUGUUAUCGUGUGUGUUACUGUUACGAGUAUUUAUACCUACCUACCUACGUAGAGUUUUAGAUUAUGCCUAAUUAGGUACCUACCUCUGUGUCUGCAUAUACUGCUGGUCCGGAUGUUGGCGAAAUUGCUCGAAACUGUCGAAAAAUAAUAUCUACUACCUAUUUCGAGUUCCGAGUACUUUUUCCAUAUUCUAGAUGACGAAAAAUUGACGAGCAAAAAUUUCAGUUCCAAAAUCAAAGUUUAUCUACCAUUAGGUAAUUGUGGUUUUUUUGAAAACAUUUUCCAACUCGGCUAAUAUAAGCAUACCUAUCUACCUAUUAGAGAUCGAGUUGAUCGUAUAGACAAAAACGCAGCGCAGCGUGCGUUCUACUACUUCUUCUUUAGAAAACGAAAAAAAAAAAAAAAAAAAAAAAAUGAAAAACAUAGAAAAAAGUUGCGGACGAAAAGCUGGAUUACGAGUAGCCUAUUUCGAUCAACGCAACGCAACGUUUCUGAAGCCAUCCGAACCCGCUGUAUGCGCAUUUUACGCGUAUACGCGUAUACGAGUAUGCAACAUCAGCUUGAUUAGUUUUUAAGAGAAUAUUUAUAAGCGACGACUACGGUCUUUUUUUUGUUUUUGUUUUUGUUUUUGUUAUUAUUUUUGUUUCGUCUAUUUCAUAUUGAAAUUCGACAACCAAGAAUACAUACAUAUCAUUAUUUUUAAUUACUACUACGUAAAAUCGUAUACAUGAAAAUGAAAAAAAAAAAAAAAAAAAAAAACCGAACUGAAUUUUAUAUAAAAUACCUACAUAAACGAAUGAAAAAAAAAAAACAACAAAUUAUUUAUAUAUUACUUACGUAACUAUACAUACUUAAUGAUUACCUACUUAAUUUACAUAUUUAUCGUGCCUACCUGCCUACCUGCCUACUGCCUACCCAAAUAGGCAACGGCUUUUAUAUCAACGGCGAAUUAUUAAUUUGUAACCAGUAACCACCUUAUUUCCUUAUUCGCCCUUCGCCCUUUUUUUCUUGUCUGUACUCUUCCUAUGACAGCAACCACGUCGCUCCAUAAUACAUACGUACCUAUUUUUUAUAAUACCCAUUAUCUAUACCUACCUAUAUACCUACUUACCUAUAAAUACAUACGUACUCGUAUAGAGCAACGAAGAUUCCGAUACAUACCUAUACCUAUACCUAGUUGGUAGUUACCUACCUACUCGUAGCUAGGUGUACUUGGCAUAAAAUAUGUAUAUAUACCCGAUACCGCGGUAUACAAUACUUAUCUACCUAUAUCUACCUAUUUUCGAGAUGGGAUAGUGAUGGUGGUCGCUCUCGGAUCUCAUCUACAACUCCAGCUCCAGCUCCAGCUAAAGCUACGGCUAAUACUCGUAGUUGCGCGUGCAUACCUUUACCUAUAAUCAAUCGCGCAUAUACGCGUACCUACAUACACAUAGAUACGAGUAGGAGUAGAUAGAUAUAGAUACGUGAAAAUUCGCUGCUCGUCACAUAGACUAAUAAAAAUGUUACGUUUAACAUACAUGUAUGUACAAGCAAUAUUAUUAAUUUAAGGAUAAAUAGGUCUCGUUGUUAGACUGGCAAGAAAUCAGGCCUCCAGACCUUCAGCAGACCUACCUAUACCUAUACCUACGGGCUACGAGUAAAAAAAAAAAAAAAUCACAUCACAUACGAGUAUAGCUACAUCGCUCUUCUUCUCUGUUUUUCCUUAAACUCGGAGGCGGAUCGAAGUUAUGUUGUUGCGGGGGGGAGGGGGAGGGGGUUGUGUAUCGUGUUAUUUUGCCGACAAAUAUAAAAGUUUUAACGUGCCGAGCGCUAAAUUCUAAAGAGGUAGUAGUAUUCUAUUCCCCAUUCCCCCCCCCCGAAAAAAUCUGCAUCUUUUCAAAUGAUUUUUGGUAUUACCUAUUUCUGAAAUAGGUAUCGCCGUCUAAUUUUACCAUUUCGAAAUGUUUGAAAAGAGUUAUAGAUAGGCAUCGACUAGCACGAGCGAAGCAAAGGCAAAAGCUUUCGGAAAUUAAAAUUUUGAAGGAAAAAAAAAUGCGAAAUGCAGAGCGGAGCGCCUCGAAGAGAAAACGGCAAUUAAUUUCGACGUAAAACGUUAGUUUUUCCACACUUGAAAUUUCCAAAAGUUGAAAUAGAUCGGUUAUUUUGGGAAAUGAAAAACAACAAAUUCAGCGCCAGCUCGGCGCAGGCGGAAAGCGUUUUCAAAAAUAGACCUAACAAUUUUCGAACAAAUGGACGCAAAAUCGGAAUUUUCAAAAUUGGGGGGGGGGAAGGCGGCAUACAGCUCUUAAAUCCGCAAUCCGCCUCUGCUUAAACGUUGAUAAACUACUACAUAUAGGUGUAAACUGUAAAUGAAUAUGUUGGUGAUAGUUAGAAUAUGGAUAGAUUAAAUUACGGGUACCUAAUACCUAUAACCAACUAACCAGUAACCUGUAAAACUGUAGAUUAUACCUAUGUACCUAUUUGUACCUACUCGUAAGUCGUAUGUCGCGUUAUGUUGUAACAUUUACAUAUGUACUCGUACUCUCGUACUUCUUCUAGGUACUUAUGUGUAUAUGUACCUAUAUUAUGUAUAAUGUAUAACAUACGUAAUUAUACAUACCUACCCUUAAAUGAGAAUUAUGUACCUACCUAAUAAUUUAUCGUGAAAUCGUUAUUUAUCUUGAUUUAUGAUUUAUCGUGUAACUGAUUAAUAAAUAAACUUUCUAUGUUCUACUAAA
This is a messenger RNA of Planococcus citri (citrus mealybug), 9466 nucleotides long. RefSeq names its product vesicular acetylcholine transporter-like. Gene Ontology annotation, biological process: xenobiotic transport; acetylcholine biosynthetic process; transmembrane transport. The coding region runs from base 1095 to 2759 and encodes 554 amino acids. The record is from RefSeq and is a predicted model, not a curated record. Gene Ontology annotation, cellular component: AP-2 adaptor complex; neuron projection; cytoplasm. Gene Ontology annotation, molecular function: choline O-acetyltransferase activity; acetylcholine transmembrane transporter activity; xenobiotic transmembrane transporter activity. Lineage: Eukaryota; Metazoa; Arthropoda; Insecta; Hemiptera; Pseudococcidae. The transcript has 2 exons.